Molecule: messenger RNA, 1965 nt
Organism: Penaeus vannamei (Pacific white shrimp)
Lineage: Eukaryota; Metazoa; Arthropoda; Malacostraca; Decapoda; Penaeidae
Product: zinc finger CCCH-type with G patch domain-containing protein
Biological process (GO): negative regulation of transcription by RNA polymerase II
Cellular component (GO): nucleus
Molecular function (GO): metal ion binding; RNA polymerase II cis-regulatory region sequence-specific DNA binding; DNA-binding transcription repressor activity, RNA polymerase II-specific
Source: RefSeq, a predicted model, not a curated record
AUCUCUGCCCUCUGAUGUAAAUAUGAAUAAUAUAAAUACUUACUCUGAUGUUGCAGCUUCAUAAUUCUAAGAUAUUUACAUGACUUAUCGCGGCUCAUCAGUUUUUAGUCAUGGCAACAGAGGAACUCUUGGCAUCAAUAGAAAUUUAUCAAAACCAGUUGAAGGAGAUUGAAGGGGCACUGUCAUCAGCUGAGGAGGCAGAGAAACAGCAGCUUCAGGAACUUCAGGCAAACCUCUUGCAGCUGCUGGACCUUACUUUGCAGCAGUUGAACCAGCAGUCACAACUAAAAGGGGAGGAGGAGCCUCAACAGCACACUUCAGGCAGUCGAAAUUCAGAUGACUCCAGUCAGUCGGCCUCUGACAAAUCUUCUUCAUCUUGCAGUGAUAAGAAUUUAGAUGAUGAAUUUGCAUUGUUUCAGUCAGAGAUUGCAGACAUUGCAGGUACGGCAGAUGAGGAGGAGAAGGCAGAUUCUAAAUACUCCAAGGCAGAACUGCUGGCUGUAGAGGGAACACACUGCCGUGCCCCUUUUGUUGAGAAGUGGGGCGGCCACACAUAUCAUAAUGCAGUUGUCCUCAGCUUUGUCACACAGGAUGAUGGAGACAUUGACUUGAAUGAACCUGAGGUCCAAGUGCUGUUUAGUCAGCCAACCUGCAGAGAAAUGUUAACUUGUCGUUUUUUCUUGUCUGGAAGAUGCAAAUAUUCAGACGAUAAGUGUCGUUUCUCUCAUGGGAUGAAGGUGCCAUUUUGUGAUAUUAAGGAAUAUAGGGAGCCAGACCUCAGUGGUCUAGACUCUGGGAGCCGUGUCUUGGUACAGCACACAGAUGACCUCUGGACAAAUGCCACCGUGCAGGAUAUACUGGAGGAUAGAUCAGCCUUUUGUGUGAAAUUGGACCAUAGUAAAGCAGUGGCUGAAGUAAAACCCAACCAGAUUAUUCCCCUUCACCAUGAAGAAGAUGACACUGAGAAAUAUGAAGCUGACAGUCCUAGUGAGGAAGACAGCAGUGAUGAUGAAAGAACAGUGUUUGUCCCAACAACAAACUGGUUACAGAAUUCAUUUUCACAGCGACUUGGCGAGUGGGAAAAGCAUACUAAUGGCAUUGCUUCGAAACUGAUGGCCAAAAUGGGCUAUGUUAUAGGGACAGGCUUGGGCCCAACAGGUGAAGGACGAGUAGAACCUGUUUCUGCAUAUGUUUAUCCUCAGGGAGUUUCUCUUGAUCGUUGUAUGGAGCUUCGUGAGGCUUCAAAUGGUGAAGAGAUGCUGCAGGUGGAGAAGCGAUUAGACAGACAACGCAGGAUUGAAGAAGCGAAGUCUGUACAGGCAGCCGAGAGACUACGAGCCAGGACAUCUGUUUUUGAUAUCAUAAAUAAGAAAUUAGGGAGCAAAGGACAAGAAACAGAUGACAGUGAAGCAGUCCCAAAGCAACGUUUGAAUGUCUGUAAGACAGUCCUUCAGAAAGACACUAACAAGGACCUAAACCGAAAGAAUUACCAAUUAAGUGAGAACAUUCGUCAACUGCAAAGAGAGAUUACCAAGUUGGAGGGAUCACGAGAUCGUCAGAGUGGAAACAAAACAGCUGCAGACAUCAUUAGCACCAAAAUAUUGGCCAAGAAAGCAGAACUACAGCGAGCACAGGAUGCAGAGCGAAAGGUCCAAGGGGAGCAGCAAAGCAGAAGAGAUGCUAAGAAAUUUAGUGUGUUCUAAAAGGGUUAUUGUUCAUGUUAGAAUCAACUCACCUCAUAUGUAUAUAUUUUCAUGAAUAUGAAUUUGCAGAAUGUUUUUAAUUGCGGUCCUAUCUGGAUUAUCAUUAUUACUAUUUAUUAUUACAAAGGUUUUCAUUAUUGUUGUCACAUGUUACGUCUGUAGUAUUUACCUCAUGCUUUAUGUUAAAGAUAGAUAUAAGACAAUUGUAAGCAACUAUGAAAUACAUAUACAAUAUAAUGAUAAUGACAAUAAAUCUUUUUUA